Messenger RNA from Serpula lacrymans var. lacrymans S7.9, 1209 nucleotides. RefSeq lists its product as uncharacterized. The record is from RefSeq and is a predicted model, not a curated record. NCBI's taxonomy places the organism in Eukaryota, Fungi, Basidiomycota, Agaricomycetes, Boletales, Serpulaceae. The transcript is spliced from 6 exons. Bases 121 to 1059 code for a protein of 312 amino acids.
ACCGUGGCCGUGCGAUAUUGUGCGUCUUGCAGUCACGGUGGACCAUAGCAUCACCCUUUAGCGCUUCAAGCUAGUUUAAUAAGUUCAAACAAUCCCUUUGGUAGGUGGCCUGUAUCGAGCAUGACCGCUUUGCAGUCUGUCCCGAGUAAAGUUUCCGCUUUCCUAUCCAAAUGUGAUGCCUCAAACGAGAUUUAUAUCACCCAUUUGGACGAGACUCCUGUAUCAGGUAAAAAAGGCCAUUUUCUAUCAUUAUUCAUUUUAAACGUCGUCUGGUCAAUUCUACUCGCUCGCCGCAUCAUAUAUGGCGUGUCUCGCUAUGGUAUCGCCUUCCUGUAUUCAAGGAUGAUGUCUAGGCCGGCAGCACCUCCUUCAAUGCCCUUGACGACGUUAGCGGGUCAUGUCUGUGUUGAUAUAUUCUUGUUCUUCGUACUUUGGCCUACUGUAUAUGACUUUGUCACUGGCCUUGCUAUGCUUCGCUUGCAGCACAAAUUUCCGCAUCCCGAAAUCGUUUUCCGCAAACCUUCAUCUGCUACUGUCGCAAACAUUGUCGUUCAACCCGAUGUACAAAGGAACGCAUACAUAGACGAAGUACUGCGCCGCGCCAUCGACCCUGCUGACUAUGGUAUGCCCUGGGACGAGUGGCUUGUCGACCAUCGAGCUAUGUCCGCUGCCAAUGCACUCGCGAAAACCGGCGAGAUAAAACCGGAAACAUGGAAGCUUACUGUGUGGAUGAAAAUGAAGGAUGGGUGGGUGACUCUCGAGCAAUGGAGAAAGCAGAGCGCUCAAGUUACUACUGGUAUGAUGGACCUGCUUAAGAAAAAAUUAGAAGCAAUGGGGAAGCAGGAUGUCUUUGAACAGAUGAUAGAAGUUAUCCACGUCAAAACUAUCGCAUCUGAUGGUUCUCCUCUGCCGGUCACCGAUGAGGUUGACAAUAUCAUCGCGGAUAUAUUCAAGCGCAACGACCUCGAUUUAGUGCAGCUAACGAAGGAGAUCGGUCAAGAGAUGGCAAUACCUGUGGAUUCUCCAGAAAUCGCUGCGUCCAAGUCCAAGUCUAAGUGAAGCUACAGUCAGCUGUAGACGGAGAUGUCAGUAGUAUUUGCUCAGUGUUCUACGUGGAUAAUAAUACGAUGAUGCUUAUGAAUGCUGUUAUUUAUACUAUUUUAUGAACUGGAAAUUGUACAAUUUCAUGGAUACAGCUCCUGUUCACUA